GAUUGUUGAUGUGUUGUUCAUUUAUGUUGUGAACUUGUAAAUAAUGUUUAUUGGAUUUUAUACUGAAAUAAAAUAGGUUUAAAAAUUAUUAAAAAUGGAUACCAUGACCUUAAAGGAAAUACAAAGUAAAUUGUUACUAUGGGAAGCUGCAGAGAAUCCGUUAGCGCCACUAACUUCCUCGCAAAGAGAAGCUAUUCUGGACUUGGAAACCUUGAUACAAAGUGAUGGUGUUUCAGAUGAGGAUUCACAAGAAUCCCCACUAAGUGAAAAUGCCGACACCACAAAUGUACCGCAAGUCAAUACAAUGUAUGAUUUUCUGGAGUUUUAUGAAAACUUGAGUGAGCAAAGUAUAAAGGCCGGUGAUGCCCCAUAUGAGGCAUAUUACAAACAAUUAGAAGACAGAAAGAAUGAAUGUGUAUCAUUGACUGAUCAGAUUACAGCUACAUUGAAAAAUUUGGACAAACUGUCUGAUGAAUACAAUUUAGUUUCUAACAAAACAAAUGCUCUCCACACUAUGAGUGAGCAACUGCUGGCUGAUCAGAACAAACUCUCUGCUAUUGGCGAUAAUAUAAAACAGAAGUUGCAUUAUUUCACACAAGUGGAGCACCUCUCGCAGAGACUCAACAGCCCCACUAUGUCGGUUAACAGCGAGACAUUCUUCAGUGUUCUGUCUAAAAUUGACGAGUGCUUAGAGUAUAUGCGGGCUAAUAACACAUUCAAAGAAGCACACGCAUACACAGUGAAAUACCGUCACUUGCAAAGUCGUGCUAUGUCCCUCAUACGUAGCUACGUUAACCACGUGCUGAAUAUGGCGACGGAACAAGUGCUCGCCCCAGAGGAGCCACAUGAUAGCGAGACGAUGGAUAUGGCGUAUGCUGUCUACUUCGGCAAGUUUCAAGCUGUCGCACCAAAGUUGAAAAUGGUGAUUGGUGAAAUUGAAAAGCGAGCGGAGGUCAAUGAAGACUACGCGUCGCUGCUGUCGGACGUGCAGCGCGAGUACGCGGCGCGGCGGCAGCGCGUGGCGGGCGCGCCGACGGCGGGCGCGCUGGCGGCGGCGGGCGGGCGCCACGCGCGCGACCACUGCGCGAUGCUGCGCGCCGCGUGCUCGCUGCUCGCGCUCGCCGUGCGCGACGAGUGCGCGCUAUAUGCCCACUUCUUCUCGAAAUCGUCGCCAGCUUUGGAGGAAUACCUCCAAUCGCUCAGCAACGGCUUGUACGAGACGCUGCGGCCGCACAUCAUCCACAUCAACCAUCUGGAGACGCUCGCCGAACUGUGCGUCAUACUCAAGGUGGAGGUCAUCGAGGAACAAGUUAACAAUGACCCGUCCCUCGCGGCGCUGGGCGCGGUGGCGCGCGCGCUGCUGCAGGACACGCAGGAGCGGCUCGUGUUCCGCGCGCACGUGCACCUGCGCGCCGACGUGCUGCACUACCGCGCCGCGCCCGGCGACCUCGCCUACCCCGACAAGCUCGAGAUGAUGCAGCAAAUCGCGUUGUCCCUACAAGAGCAAAGCCUUAAACGGAGUGACUCCAGAAAUUCUAUGAUAUCAGACAUUUCAACCACCUCACAAGAAGUCGCCAACAUUAACGUAGAAGCCCAACGUCGACCGCAAGCCUCUCCAGCUGACCUGCACGGAAUGUGGUAUCCAGGCGUACGACGAACUCUAGCAGCAUUAUCCAGACUUUACAGAUGUCUGGAAAAACGAGUUUUCCAAGGCCUAGCGCAGGAAGCGAUUUCUCUUUGCGUCCAAAGUGUGGCCAAUGCGGCAAAUCAAAUCUCAGCCCUAAAAACGAGCAUUGACGGCGAAUUGUUCCAAAUAAAACAUCUCCUCAUUCUCCGGGAGCAGAUAGCACCGUUCCAAGUCGAUUUUGUCAUUAAGGAAACCUCUUUAGACUUUAGCAAUAUGAAGAAUGCUGCAUACGGUCUUAUACAACGUCCGCGGCAGAUAUUUUCUUUGAAUAGCAACAAUGCGCUAUUGGAAUUUCUUCUGGAAGGUACGCCGAUGGUCAGGGAGCAUUUGUUGGACUCGAGGAAGGAGGUAGACCGACAGUUGAAGAGUUGCUGUGAGAUGUUCAUUAAGGAUGCUACUGAAAUUAUGGUCGGGCCUUUGAUCGAGUUUAUUGAGAAGGUUCAAACCUUUCAACCAGCAGACCAGCUCAAAGUACAGCCCUGGGCAACGGCGUCUCAAAUAGCCGUAAUAGUGCAAGAAGCUCAGAGACGGAUCAAAUCUCACUUAGCGCCGAUUCAACGGUCCAUGCAGUUGUAUCUUGCUAAUAAGGAAACUGAGUUCAUACUCUUCCGGCCUAUACGGAACAAUGUUGUUGGAUACUUCGUACAAUUGGAGCAAUUACUGACAAAUUCUGGUUAUUCCUACGAUGAUAUAAUUAUUGUAGCUUGUCCUACACCUGAACAAGUAUCAGUCUUCAUAUCAUCUGCCAGCCUCAUUAGCCACAACGAACCAGUGUUGCCAUAUGGGAAAAAGAAACCGACUACUGUCAUUCGGAAACCUAGUGUUACCAGUAUUACAGAAAAAAAAGAGGAUAAACCAGCUAUUGCCAGCAAUGCUGCCACUAGUCAAACAUAGACAUGAUUGUGUCAUUUUAUUAUGUAGUAACAAAUAAUUGCAUUU
Messenger RNA from Zerene cesonia (dogface butterfly), 2626 nucleotides. RefSeq names its product conserved oligomeric Golgi complex subunit 3 (gene Cog3). Lineage: Eukaryota; Metazoa; Arthropoda; Insecta; Lepidoptera; Pieridae. The transcript has 11 exons. The record is from RefSeq and is a predicted model, not a curated record. Gene Ontology annotation, biological process: Golgi organization; intra-Golgi vesicle-mediated transport; intracellular protein transport. Bases 95 to 2581 code for a protein of 828 amino acids. Gene Ontology annotation, cellular component: COG complex; membrane; cis-Golgi network.